Molecule: messenger RNA, 2750 nt
Organism: Coregonus clupeaformis (lake whitefish)
Lineage: Eukaryota; Metazoa; Chordata; Actinopteri; Salmoniformes; Salmonidae
Product: probable E3 ubiquitin-protein ligase DTX2
Exons: 9
Coding region: 552-2417 (621 amino acids)
Biological process (GO): protein ubiquitination; Notch signaling pathway
Cellular component (GO): nucleoplasm
Molecular function (GO): ubiquitin protein ligase activity; zinc ion binding
Source: RefSeq, a predicted model, not a curated record
UCAUUCUAUUUCUGUGGUUCAGACAGAUUGGUGGUUUACCAGUUUGGGUUGGAAUGCAAUGCAUGAUUAGCAAACUAGCAUAGAUACAUACAUUUAAUAAUAUAAGGAUUAAUAGCUUCGUAAGGUUUGCCAGAAUGGUUUUUAACAGUUUGCUUGAAUUUUUUCCGCCUGACCUGGAAUCAGUCGUGUUGUAAAAAUGUGGCAUUUUAAGAAUCCAAGCUAGCUAGCUUUCCAUCUUGUAAACUCAAGAUGAUUUAGUAGCGUAACGUUAGCUAACUUGCUAGCUACCUAGCUAACCGUUAGCGGAAGAAUCGUGUAAACGUUAGUUAUUUUGGUUUGAUAGCUACAUUAUAUUGAUGUGAUAACGUUAGCUGGCAAGGUGUCCUGUAGCUUGUCCAUCUGACUUCCUAAAACUAGCUAGCUUACCAGCUACUUUCGGUGAAUUAGUUAGCCUCAGCUUUAUUCCUUUAACUAUCGUUUCGUUUACUGGAUUUGACGUAACGUUAACGUUAUCGCUAACAUUAGCUGGCACUGGCUAGCAGCUGCAAGAUAUGGCCACUGCCUCUAGCUCCUGUGUGGGGAGAAAUGUGUCUAGAAAUGGACCCUCUAUCUCGACCCCGACCUCGGGAGCACCUGGACAAUCUCAGCCUAUGGUCGUUGUAUGGGAAUGGCAGGAUGAUCUUGGCUUCUGGCGGCCAUACAGCGGCCAGGUGAGCGGCUACAUCGAACAAUGUUUCUCUUCUCCGCGGGGACACAGAGGUGGGGGUCCUGGCUCUACCAGUAUCGGUCUCGGACAAUCAGAUCCCAGCUUGUCGCCUUAUCUUAUAGACAUACCAAGCUUGAAGCAGUUCCGCCAAGAUACAGGGAAAACGAGGUCUGUACGCCGUCAAUUGUUUGCCCAGUCCUCAGGCUUGGGUAGCGGAGUAUAUUGGGAGUGGGCGAAUGAUGAAGGAGGAUGGACUCCAUACGAGACUCGCACUUCUAUCCUACUAGAACACAGCUACCAGGCACGGCAGGCCACGGCGGACAUGGCCUCACACGGCUAUAACUACAUAGUGGACCUCACGGUGCUGGCCCAGGUCAACAAGGCCACCGGCUAUCGGCGGCAGGUCCGGCGGCAGGGUAACCUCCCCUACCCGCUGGCGUCUGGCGCCUCCGUCAUCCACUCGGGUCCGGCCUGCUCCUGCCACCAGUGUCUGAGCCACAGCAGCACUGGCCCCAUGUCCAGCCGCUCGCGCCACUCCUUCUCGUCGGGGCAGCAGAACCGUCCUAGCCUCCAGGUCCCCAGCAGGGCGGCCGGAGCUCACCCCACCUCAGUGUACUCGCCCUACCCCAGGAGGCCUCUUUCUGUGGGGGGCAUGGCAUGGGGAGGCCCCUGGCCCCCGGCACCCUCCACUAGUCAACUCCCUGGAGCUCAACUGGCCUACCCCACCAGUGCCAAUGGCUUAAGUGUCCCUGUCAUCCCUGUGCAACUGAAUGGAUCCACCAGUGUGAGCUCAGCCCUGGCAGGCAUGGCCUCCAUUUUGAUGUCAGCAGUGGGACUCGGCGUGCGCUUCAUGAGUGCCCCCUCCUCCGCUCCUCCUCCCCCCAGCAGCAGCAGCAGCAGGCCCGCGGCCUCCAAAACUCGCAGCAGCUCGGUUAGGAGGGCAAAGAGGCAGCACAGGACAGUCCCGGCCCAGAAACCGGAGGAUGUAAUUCACCGCUACAUGGAGGAAGUGGCCUCGGCUCAAGACGAGGACUGCAUCAUCUGUAUGGACCGGCUGUCGUGUCCGUCGGAUUAUGACGUGGCGUCCGAGGGAGCCCAGUCCAUCCAGCCCGGCGCCGUGGGCAAGUUCACCAAGUGUGGACACACCCUGCACAUGCUCUGCAUGCUGGCCAUGUACAACAAUGGUACCAAGGAUGGCAGCCUCCAGUGCCCCUCAUGCAAGACAAUCUACGGGGAGAAGACGGGGACCCAGCCCAAGGGAAAGAUGGAGAUCUAUAGUAUCUCCCAGUCCCUCCCUGGCCACCCCGACUGUGGAACUAUCCAGAUCAUUUACAGCAUCCCCCCUGGGAUACAGGGUCCAGAGCACCCUAAUCCGGGGCAGUCAUACACCUCUAGAGGCUUCCCUCGCUUCUGCUUCCUCCCAGACAACGAAAAGGGCAGAAAGGUGCUGGAGCUGCUGAAGGUGGCGUGGACACGGCGCCUCAUCUUCACGGUGGGAACGUCUAGCACCACGGGCGAGCCCGAUACGGUGGUGUGGAACGAGAUCCACCACAAGACGGAGAUGAUGUCCAAUGUGUCGGGCCACGGCUACCCGGACCCCAACUACCUGGACAACGUGCUGUCCGAGCUGGCCUCCCAGGGGGUGACCGACGACUGCCUCCUCAAACAGGAGGGCCCCAGCCAGGGAGGAGCGUCAAACUCUAGACUGUGAAAACUGACCGCGAAUCACUUUCCUCGUAAUGUCACGACUUCAACAUGGUGAACAUAAGGGGUAGACCAAGUAUUCACAUUCCCACCUGGAUGUGUUUUUAUUAAGUAUUCAAUGCAAAGAGUAUGUCAAAGUGCAGUGUGCUGAAUACUGCACAUUCUGAUAAUGUGGGGUUUGACUUGGACUUCAAUUUGCUGUAGUAGUGCUCCAAUCAGCUCUUAGUUUAGUCACCUAGGCUGUAUCUCAAACGGCACCUUGUAUACAUCCCUACAGUCGUGGUCAAACGUUUUGAGAAUGACACAAGUAUUGGUCUUCACAAAGUUCGCUGCUUCAGUG